AUGGCAACAGAUGAUAGUCAUGAUGAUAAUGAAGGGUUAUCCAACGACGCUGGAGCAGAGGAAGUGAACGGAAAAGAUGUAGAUCAGGGCACGACCGAGAAUGAUGGACAGCAAGAAGAGAACGUAAAGAAAAAAUCUGAUCUCGCCGCCGAACUAGCCGAGGAUGAUAAAAUAACUGAUAGGAAAUGGAGAAUGCUCCUAUAUAACGAAUCCUAUCAUGAUGAUCCCGAGGGACUUCCAGAGAGACGUAAAAAAGCCAAUCGAAGGCUAGCACAAUCUCAAUCAUAUCUUAACUUAGUGGAAGAUCGUAUACUACACCUCGAAAAGUCACUUCGAAAGAUCCUUAAGGAGCCCGAACCACAACUGGAUGAGCAAGCACCAGUGUCUAUUCCACCAAGUACUGGCGUGAUUAACGAGCUUACCUGGUCAGAGUAUGGCGUGAGAGUCGACCUUGAUCCGAAAGCUAGCACGAAUACUUGGCAGCACGUAGCAGAGCUUGAUCCGACACCGAAGCCAGUAAUUGAAGUACUGAUAGAAGAGCCGAGAUAUGAUAUAAUCCGCAAAACCGAGAAGAUUCAACUUCCAGGCCAACAAAAUCCUCAAGGCAAAUUAUCGGGCCUUGAAAUGCCGAGUCAACAUGACUUUAUACCAAGUGCAGCAAGUAGGGAAAAGCCGGGGACACCUUAUCGUAUCCGAAUUAGAUCACCAAUCCUGUUAAGGGUACUUAAAGAAGUGACUGGGCUUGAGACAGUUGUUGGUCAGCACCGGCACAAGCUUGUAUUCUUCAAACCAUUCAAACUUCUAGUUGAAUAUACCGAUAAGUUACAGGACCACCUUCAAAAGAUCACUAAUAAAACUCCCCCGUCUGGCGGAUACCAUGGUGUUCCGAACGAGACAGAGACGGAAGAGGCACAAGUCCAUCUUAACCUCUUGUGCGACAUGAUACGUAAAUAUCUACAGCCUAAAGUUAACCUACGACAUCGAUUAAGUCCUAUCGGACAGAUGGUCUUUUUCGAGGAUCUUUGGUACAUAUUUAAAACUGGAGAUGAAGUACGAACGACGGGCAAGAACCAAGUUCAGCUAUAUCGUAUACUCAAAGUAACAGGUGGUCGAGAUAUUUUAAACCCGUGGAAAGAGCCUCCUACCAACCAUGCGUCGAUCAAGCUGAAAGAAGCGGGAUAUUCCACCGGAUCACUCAUUAUUGAGUGCUUCUAUAUGCACUUUGAUGGCAAGCAAUAUGGACCUGUCAACCAAACAUUUCAGAUGCCAAAGUUUGAUGGCGCAAGAGAGAUUACAUCGCUCCCAGUCAUCCCUCUCGAAAUUGAAGCUGAUAGUAAAAACCUCCGAAACGAACUACUGGAAAGGGGGAAGAAAUUUGCAGAACUAUCGAAUCCGGCUAAGACGGCGCACAAACUAUACAAGGGACUAACCCUCGAUAAACGCCCAGAGCAGGUUGAGUCCGAGGUCAUUAUUGACUUUCAGCUCUCGUUUGUUGAACAGCCAGAGAACAAGCCAGAGAUCGGGGUCGAGAACCUUGCGGAUGAUGACCCGCGAGAGCUAAAAGAUAUUUAUCCCUAUUGUUCGAUAUGUGAUGCAGUAGGGUGCUGUGGAAACGAUGUAGUUUACGACGAUUUUGAAGUUGACGAAAAGGAUCGCAACGAGUUUAGGAACCAAAAACGAUCUAUUCUUAAUUCGACGUGGCUUGUGGACCAACUAACGGACGACCAACUGGUAUUACUACCUCCCAAGGUCUUUGGCUUCGUUCUCCAUACCAGAAGAUGGGCAACAUUCGAUAUCGAUCUUCUCCGCGAAGUCGAAUACAAGAACGGCUGGAAAAACCUCGUUAUUGAUGACCCUAUCAAAGACACUAUUCUCGCAUUGGUCGAGUAUCACCAAAAGCCCCACAAUCAAGGACCCCAGGGCGAGGGUAUGCUAUCACCAAUAGACCUAGUUCAAGGAAAAGGCAAGGGCCUUACCAUCCUCCUCCACGGCGAGCCCGGCGUUGGAAAGACAAGCACUGCCGAGUGCGUGGCUGAUCAUACCAAGCGACCGCUAUUCCCAGUCACAUGUGGCGAUAUAGGGGACAAUGCGCAGCUUGUGGAGACGAAUCUCGAGAGGAACUUUCAGCUAGCCCAUAAAUGGGGUUGCGUACUUCUCCUCGACGAAGCUGAUAUAUUUCUGAGUAGACGCACAAACCACGAUAUUACACGCAACGCUAUCGUGUCAGUCUUCUUACGGACAUUGGAGUACUAUAGCGGUAUUCUCUUCCUUACUACUAACAGAGUCGGGACUAUCGACAGAGCAUUCAAAUCUCGUAUUCAUCUCUCUCUUUAUUAUCCUAAACUAAACCGAGCAAGAACUUUGCAAAUCUGGGAGAACAACCUAGACAGGCUAAAAGACGAGUUUGACAGCGAAGAGAGAGACUUUAAAUUUCCGAAAAAGGAGAUACUUAAAUACGCAGAGAAGCAAUUCAACAGAUUGAAAAAAUUGCAGCUGCGUCCUUGGAAUGGACGGCAAAUCCGAAAUGCUUUCCAGACCGCGAUCGCCAUUGCCAACUACGAAGCUAGGAGUCAGGGGAAGCCUCUUGAAAUUAGAAAAGAACACUUUGCUAAGGUCGCAGAGAGAGCUAUCGAAUUCGACAGUUACCUCAAAGAGCUUAGCCUUGGAAAAGACGACUCCCAACUAGCCCGGGACGGAAUCCUCAGACUGGACAAUUGGCCAGGCUACCCGGUAGUAACGCGUCGCGCGGACCCGAUCUACGCGUACGAGAAAAGCAACAGCAACAAGAGGAAAAAGACGGGCAAAAGGCUGGAGUCCGAGGAAGGUAGUUCGGAGGACUUCCCCUAUGAGAAUUCCAGCGAUGACGACGACGACGACGAUGGUGACGACGACAAUGAAAAUGACAGUGACGACGACUCUGGGGAUGACGAUAGCGAUGAGGUGAGAAAACCUAAAAAUAAGUCGAAGAGGAAAAAGAGGACGUCCGAUGUAGAUGAUUCAAGCGACGAGGUUCUGAAAUCUAAGCAGAAGAAAAAGUCGAAGAAGAGGAAGAGGUGA
Daldinia childiae is the source of this 3057-nucleotide messenger RNA. RefSeq lists its product as uncharacterized. The transcript has 8 exons. The coding region runs from base 1 to 3057 and encodes 1018 amino acids. The record is from RefSeq and is a predicted model, not a curated record. Gene Ontology annotation, molecular function: ATP hydrolysis activity; ATP binding. Lineage: Eukaryota; Fungi; Ascomycota; Sordariomycetes; Xylariales; Hypoxylaceae.